Messenger RNA from Seminavis robusta, 2919 nucleotides. Lineage: Eukaryota; Bacillariophyta; Bacillariophyceae; Naviculales; Naviculaceae. The record is from the annotation of a GenBank genome assembly.
AUGGCAGAGACUACUAGUACAGCUAUGUACUGGUAUACUGGGGAUGUUAGGCACUGGUUGGUGAGUCUGAAUCUGAAUCCAAGCGAUCUACCUGUACUGCUACUAUCUAUAGUUGUGGUGGGUAUCUUACUAAGAUUGGCAGUGUUAUCGCUUCACAAUCUCAACGUUAAGAGAAGCAACAAUCUCAAGAAGAAGAAGAAGAAGAAGCAAAAGCAGCUUAUUAGUAACGGUAUUCAAGAUGAGCAACUACAUGACAUUGUACAUGCAUCAGUGCAGAGAAAACAAGACUUCCUUGAGAAAGUGGGAGAUGACUAUGGAUACCCCAAUUCCCCAGCUGGAUUCAUUGACCACUGGAGACACAAGGAGUUUCCUGCUUUGAUCCAUCCCCUACAACUACAACUACAUUCAGAUGUACAGCAGUCACUCCAUACCAAUAAUAAGGAUAAGGAAGUCUAUUUGGAUCAUGCAGGAUCUUCUCUGCCAUCUCAGUCCCUCCUACACAACAUUUACACUCAACAAAUAAGCCAAACGGCUGCCAUUCUCGCCAAUCCACACUCGGGAGGACCAGCCGCGUCUCGUACAUUGCGACUCAUCGAACAGGUCAAGAAGGAAAUACUCGAUCACUUUCACGGUCAUCCAGGACGGUUUGCAACCCUGCAAUCACCACCUUCCAACCAAGAACCAUCAAAUCCAUCAAAUCUCUAUCAUCCCGGAUAUGACAUAAUCUUUACAUCUGGAACCACCGAGGCACUCCGCAUUGUGGCAGAACACUUUCCAUGGACCAGUCACAGCACAUUCCUAUAUCCACACAAUGCACAUACUUCCGUCAUUGGAAUGCGGGGGCCUGUACUGGACAAAGGCGCCGGCUUUGUCUGCAAACAUCUCUCGGACAUUACCCAACUGGCUCGAGAUGAUGAUGACAAUCAUUUGGUCGACACGCUAAAGCAGUGGCAAACACAAGCUAUACGGCAUUCACAGCCAUCGACUAGUACAACGAAUCAGCCAGAGGCGCACAAUCUGCUCCUGGUCCCCGCCGAGUGCAAUUUCGGUGGAGAUCGUCCGGAUUGUGCCACUUUGGUACAACGAUUCCGACAACAACAAACAGGUUGGUCUGUCAUGCUCGAUUUGGCCAAGGCCGCCAGUACAGGUCCCAUCAAUCUGCAACAACUCGAUCCCGAUUUUGCCUGUGUCUCCUUUUACAAACUCUUUGGGGCUCCCACCGGACUCGGAGCGCUCUUUGUACGACGACAACAAUCAAAGAACGUGCUGCUCCACAACAAUCACAACAACAACAAGCAUCACUACUUUGGUGGUGGAUCGGUCGACGUGGUCGUGAGUAAUGCCGAUUUUGCCGUCCGCAAAAGCAAUGCCGGUCUGACCCACGGAACCAGUCAUUUCCGAGGCAUUGUGGCACUGUCUCAUGGAUUGCACGAUCUGAAUCAUCGACUGGGGGGAAUGCAUCAGAUUCAACAACACACGCACAUUCUCGCACACGAGUUUUGUCAACGAGUCCAAGCAUUAUCGCAUGCCAACAAUGGACGACCCGCCGUGGUCCUCUAUGGAGCAUGGGGACACCAACAGCCACAACAAAACAAUAAGCCGGGACCCGUCGUGGCCUUUAACAUUUGUCGGAGUGAUGGAUCCAUUGUGGGAUACACAGAAGUCUCCAAGUUGGCCGGUCUUUACAAUCCUCCGCUGCAACUUCGGACGGGAUGCUUUUGCAAUCCCGGGGCUUGUCAGGAUGCCCUGGGCUUGACCAAUGACGAAAUUAUCGACAAUUAUCAAACGGCGGGCCACGUUUGUGGCGAUGAAAAGGAUGUCAUUAAUGGCAAGCCAAGUGGGGCCAUUCGUGCGAGUUUUGGAAAGGAUAGUUUGUGGGAAGACAUGGAUGCACUCGUCAUGUUCAUUCAGAAGCACUUUGUAGUUUCGGACUCGAAUGAUAAUGAUGCCAAGACACGGACCGAAAAGAAGCACUCGGAUGCCUGUACCGACACGACGGCAACAUCAACCGCAAGAGCCUUCAUUUCGGAAAUGUACAUUUAUCCCAUCAAAAGCUGUGCUGCCCAGCAAGUGGACCGUUGGACUCUUACAUCACCAUCUGGUCGACUCCAGUAUGAUAGGGAAUUUGCUCUGGUGGAUUCGUUUGGCACGGCCAUGCGUCUUCAGAGGUUUCCCAAAAUGGGAACCAUCCGGCCUUGUAUUGAUCCACGCGAAAAGACACUGACAGUGUCGGCACCCGGGAUGGAAGAUCUCGUCGUUCGGCUGGACAAGGCAGAGCGUUGCUCUAAUGAUGAUGACGACGACGACAUGAAGAGCCUUGUCAGCGUCUGUGGCAACAAGUGUUCUGGCGAGCUUUGGGGUGGCAUGGCCGCGUCGGAAUGGUUUUCAGGAUACCUUGGUGUGCAGUGCUGGCUGGCAAGAUACUCAACGAGCAAUGAUGGGGUGUGCAAGAAACGGAGAGAAACGAAAGAUGCGGGCGAACCUAACAACAACUCGCGUGCCUUCUCCAACGAGAAACCCAUCCUUCUCUUGUCCAAGCUGGCAGUGGCAAAGCUGAACGCAGUUCUCCGCCAUCAAGGUCAACCAACCGUAACCGCCAAACACUUUCGACCGAAUUUGGUGGUGGAUAUUGACAGCAGUGACAGUUCGAACAGCAAAAGCUUUUCUCAUCCAGAAGAUACUUGGACUUCCGUCACGAUUGUACAAAGUGGUACCAAGCUACUCAAUGCAGGCCUCUGUGCUCGUUGUGCCAUGGUAGAUGUCGACCCAACCACGGGAACAAAGGGAAAGACUCUGCAAGCUUUGGCCGAAUACCGACGGGAGGGUGCCAAUAUCAACUUUGGCAUUUUCCUUCAGAGUGAAGGCGUGGGUCACGAUGACGAGGUGUUGGAACAGGGUUGCGUUGUUGAGUGGGAGUAA